AGCUGAAGGACCUGAGUAGCUCCAUGACCACCCCCGAGAUGGCCAAAGAGAUCGAGGAGCUGAGGCGAGACUGUGCGAGUUACACGGAGAGACUGGAGAGGAUUAAGUCUGCUGCCAACCACGUGACUCCGGAAGAAAAGGAGAAGGUGUGUAACGAGCAGGAGCUGUACUGCAAGGAGUGGCGGAGGAGGAAGCGAAUGCCUGAGGAGCAGCCCCUGUGUGAGCGGAGUGCCUUGCCACCACUGCGCAAGAAGCAAUUCUUCGAGGAGGUUGGGAUAGAGACGGACGAGGACCAUGGUGCCACGCUGCCAGCGGCCGUGUGA
This is a messenger RNA of Tauraco erythrolophus (red-crested turaco), 323 nucleotides long. The record is from RefSeq and is a predicted model, not a curated record. NCBI's taxonomy places the organism in Eukaryota, Metazoa, Chordata, Aves, Musophagiformes, Musophagidae.